Molecule: messenger RNA, 1059 nt
Organism: Alternaria postmessia
Lineage: Eukaryota; Fungi; Ascomycota; Dothideomycetes; Pleosporales; Pleosporaceae
Exons: 1
Coding region: 1-1059 (352 amino acids)
Source: RefSeq, a predicted model, not a curated record
AUGUCAUCCAACUCUACUAUCACCGCUGGCAGCCAUUACCAGCCGUUGGCCACAACGCCUACGGUUCCAACCAUGGACGACUACUUUGACAGGAAUCUCCAGCCUUUGCUUCUUGCUCUGGCUGCAAAAGAAGACGGAGAAGAAACGGAAGAUGGUGAAGAGUUGGACUAUAGAGAUCCAACUCCUCCUCCUCAUCCUAUCGCGAAGGAUAAGUCCUCCGCUCUCAAAAUCCAUUUCCCAAAACGGAUCUGGAACGAGGUUGUUGCAGAGAGUGAGCUCGAUCGAGCGAAAGAAGUAGCAGCGAAGCCCAAGAAGAGUUCAAAGCGGUUGCGCUCGGAAAGUAUUCUUGCCGUCGCCGAAGCUGAACCGAGCGAACAAGAGGCGCAAGACAGCAGACCCAGGCGCCGACGUCGGGUCGAGACUGAGCAGGAAGUUGGGGAAAGUAGCCGCCGUGUGGGGACGACAUUGAGUUCGGGUCUUGGUGCUGCAUCGAAACGAAGCAGUCGUAUCCCUCCUGCUGCUGGUCCAAGCAGUAGACAGCCACCAGCAGAGAACCCGUAUGCUAAACAAUAUUCCAAUCAUACUCGUUCGGCAACUCUCGUCACCCGCUCGGUCCCCGCUCCCGCUCUCGCUACUACUGGAACCAAAGGCAAAGGGAAAACUAAGGCUGAACCAGCACUUGGACGAGCACCCGCGCCUGAGCGCGCUUCUGCAUCCGUACCUUGGCCGAAAUCACGGUGGCCAAACUAUGUAGGCCCCCGCACAAUGUGGCGCCGCCUCUUCCCCCAUCUCAACUGCGAGUUUAGCGAGUACAAAGGCGUACCGGACGCAUGGCGCGAAUUAAUGCUAUGGGACAAGGACCAAGGCUGCUGGAGAGCGAGAAGGCUAGAUGGUUCCGAACCAUAUGUUAAACAAGUGCUGGGAGGUAUCGGGUUCCUGAGAGCUUGGUCUGAGAGGAGGUGGGGGUCUGGAAGCGAGAUGCAGAGGGAGUGGAAUCGGAAUAGAAGGCUGGCGGAGGAAGAGGCUAGUUUUAAGGAUUGUCUCAGAACUAGAGGGUAG